AUGUUCUCUGCACUGAUCCUGCGCCUGGCGGCAACCCACCUAACGGCGGCAACCCUCCUUCUGGUGGCCCAGUGCUGCUCUACCGACGUCCUUGGUGUCGCCGAUGUUGAUUGCAAGACCCCCAGCCACGGAUUCUCCUCCAAGGAUGGUUUUGAUGCUACCUGCGCUGAAACCGGCCAGGAGGCUCGCUGCUGUGUCAUUCCUGUCCUCGGCCAAGAUAUUCUUUGCACCGGUCCUGCCCCUGGUGGCAGCAACCCUCCAUCCAGCGGUAACCCCCCCUCGGGCGGAAACCCUCCUACCUCUUCUACUACUCCUGGCGGCUCUUCUCCCACCAACCCUCCCUCUGGCGGCAACCCUCCCAACGGUGGUGACAACUAUAACCCUUGCCCUGGCGGGCUCUACUCGCAGGCUCACUCUCCUGCCAACUCUGCCAGUAACUCUGGCGGCAACGGUUCUCCCACUUCCUCUGGUGGAAAUGGAUCGCCUACCUCUUCUGGUGGUAACGGUUCUCCUUCCAGCUCUCCCGCCAACUCUGCUAGCAACUCUGGCGGCAACGGUUCCCCAUCUUCCAGCCCUGCCGGAAACCCCAGCAACACCCCCAGUGCCACUACCAGCGGCGGAAACACCACUCCUACUGGUACCAACUACAACCCAUGCCCCGGUGCUCUCUACAGCCAAGCUCAGUGCUGCAGUGUCGAUGUUCUCGGCGUUGCUGACCUUGACUGCAAGACCCCUUCCCACGGCUUUGACAGCAAGGCUGGAUUUGAGGCUACCUGCGCUGAGACUGGUCAGCAAGCUCGCUGCUGUGUUAUUCCCGUGCUUGGUCAAGAUGUUCUUUGCACUGGUCCCGCUCCUGGCGGCAAUCCUACCUCUUCUAGCGGCAAUGGUUCUCCCACAAGCUCUGGUGAUAACGGAUCUCCUAGCUCGUCUGCUGGUAACGGAUCUCCCUCGUCUUCUGGUGGCAACGGCUCCCCAACAAGCUCCGGCGGUAACGGUUCCCCUACUAGCUCUGGUGGCAACGGCUCCCCAACAAGCUCCGGCGGUAACGGUUCCCCUACUAGCUCUGGUGGCAAUGGCUCUCCUUCUAGCUCUGGUGGUAACGGAUCCCCCAGCAGCGCGCCUAACAGCGGCUCUCCUACCAGCUCCGGCAACACUACCCCUACCAACCCUCCAUCUGGUGGCGAGUACGACCCCUGCCCUGGUGGUCUCUACAGCCAGGCUCAAUGCUGCAGCGUCGAUAUUCUCGGUGUUGCCGACCUCGACUGCAAGACUCCCCCCCAUGGCUUCGAUAGCAAGGCUAGCUUUGAGGCGACCUGCGCCGAGAGCGGCCAGGAGGCUCGCUGCUGCGUUAUUCCUAUCCUAGGCCAGGAUCUGCUUUGCACUGGCCCUGCCCCUGGUGGCAACCCUCCUACCAGUUCUGGCGGCAACGGAUCUCCUAGCUCCUCUGCUGGCAACGGCUCGCCCACAUCCUCUGGUGGUAACGGAUCUCCUACUUCCUCUGGCAGCAAUGGUUCUCCCACUUCUUCUGGCAACGGCUCGCCUAGCUCCUCUGGUAACGGCUCUCCCACUACAUCUGGCAACACUGCUCCUACCAACCCUCCUUCUGGUGGUGACGACUACAACCCUUGCCCUGGUGCCUUGUAUGCUCAGGCUCAGUGCUGCAGUGUGGAUGUCCUCGGUGUCGCCGAUGUUGACUGCAAGAACCCUCCUCAUGGCUUUGAUAGCAAGGCUGGAUUCGAUGCCACAUGUGCUGAGAGCGGCCAGAAGGCUCGUUGCUGUGUUAUCCCUGUUCUCGGCCAGGACGUCCUAUGUACCGACCCUGCUCCUGGUGGCAACCCUCCUGGUAACCCUCCUACCAGUUCUGGCGGCAACGGAUCUCCUAGCUCCUCUGCUGGCAACGGCUCGCCCACAUCCUCUGGUGGUAACGGUGCUCCCACAUCCUCUGGCGGUAACGGUGCUCCCACUUCUUCCGGCAGCAACGGUUCUCCCACUUCUUCCGGCGGCAACGGUUCUCCUACCAGCUCUGGUAGCACUACUCCCACCAACCCUCCCAGCGGCGGCGACGACUACAACCCUUGCCCAGGCGCACUCUACGCCCAAGCCCAGUGCUGCAGCGUUGAUGUCCUUGGCCAAGGCUGGAUUCGAUGCUACCUGCGCUGA
[Torrubiella] hemipterigena is the source of this 2160-nucleotide messenger RNA. NCBI's taxonomy places the organism in Eukaryota, Fungi, Ascomycota, Sordariomycetes, Hypocreales, Clavicipitaceae. The record is from the annotation of a GenBank genome assembly.